Messenger RNA from Cydia pomonella (codling moth), 4179 nucleotides. RefSeq lists its product as uncharacterized. The transcript has 4 exons. The record is from RefSeq and is a predicted model, not a curated record. NCBI's taxonomy places the organism in Eukaryota, Metazoa, Arthropoda, Insecta, Lepidoptera, Tortricidae. The coding region runs from base 383 to 1351 and encodes 322 amino acids.
CAUAAAAAGUUUUCUCUAUGGUUGCAAUUUUGUGGAAGACGCGAAACACUUUUUUGUUUUCGUUAAACUAUUAUUUGUACAUUGUGAGUUAAUCAGCGAAUGUUAAUAUUUAAAAGCGCUAAUAUAAGAUGUAUUCUACAACAUCUGAAGACUUGAGCCGGGAUCAUUUGGCUCUGCAAGUUACGAGUGGUCUAAAGAAAAUAGUGGAGAACCAUCAAACCGUAACUCAAUUGCAUAAGGAAUUGGUAGAGAUCGACCUGUCCUUUACUGCUUACAUCGAGGAAAGUAAAAAUCGCAUUCAAAACCACCGUUUGAACCUUGCACGUCAGGCUAAAAGUUCCCAAGAAGUAGUCGAGAUACUCUCUGAGAAAUAAUUAAAACCAUGUCAAAUUCUCCAGCUUCUCCUCGCAAACAAAAUAAUAUUACCAAAUACAAACUAAAAACAUACAAAGAAGACAAUAACAAUGCCACCAAUAAGUUUACCGAACGCCAGCAAGCACGCACAUUCAUUGCAUGGUACAAACAUAUGAUUGACCAUGAGAGGCAGAACUUCGGCUUGUAUCUAUCAGAUGAUGCCAUCCUUGAGUGGUUUGGCAGAACUGUCAAAACUAGAAAGAAAGUUCAAUCAUUCCUGCGAUAUGACAUGCAAUGCUCCCGCCAUGAUUUUACAACUGUUGAGAGCAUCGAUAAAGUCCAAUUAAGGCAUGAAAAAAUUACCAAUAAGAGAAAGGAUGAUACAGUUUUAGCUAAUCCCCUGCAUUCACCUGAACUAAUAAGUUCCAAGUCAUCAGCUAAGAAAAGGUUGCUCAGAUCUAACUGUAACAGCCCUGAAUGGGCAGAGGGUUGCCAGCCUGAUGAUAAAAGCAUGGAAAGAAAAAGGCUAAAGAGCAGACAUAUUCAAUCUUUACAUGAUGACCAACAUAACAGCUUAAAACGUGUUCACCCAGAUUCCGAUGUCAGUAGCAAAGGAGAUGGCAUUGCAGAGAGAAGGCCGAAACAAAAGUGUGUUGCGGUCACACCACCUAAUCAUGAGCUUGGACAAGGAGAUUGCUUGCCCUCUACAAGCAGCAACACAGCCUCUCAUGAGGCUCUCAAUGCGCAACUGCCAAAACUUGCAGUAGAGUGUAAUGGGUACAUAGAAUUCACUAGAACUAGAAACAACCGCAGUACAGACUGCAUGAAAUGGGAAAGAAAAUGUAAAGUGCAAAUUAGUUACUCGGAAGACCCGUUGAAUGUUGGGGAGUACAUAAUUUGGUCUUUGCAUUAUAUUGAUGAAACCAAGUGUAGGCGAAAUCUUAUGGCUGCCUUUGAAGCAGCAGCCCAGGAGGAAGAAUCAAAUAAGAUCAAGUGAUUUUUGGUAUUACAUUUGAGUGUUUUAGCAUUUUUAUUUUAUAAAGCUAUAUUAUAAAUGAUGCUAUACUGAAACACACCCAACUUGUCAGUAGAAAAGGGUGCAAAAUGCAAAUUUUAUAUAGGUAGACAUUCUCGGCGCCUACAUUUUUUUAAUUUGCCACCUUUUUCUACUGACAAGGUUGCUGUGCUAAAGUAUAUAUUUGUCACAAAAUGCAUGCUGAUAUGGCCGGUUAAUUUAAGUUUUGCAAUUGCACAUUUUCAUAUACAUUUGCUAACCUUGUGAUAUGAUAGUUAUAUUUUUUAUUUGUUACAACAUUUAUUAUUUUAUGUAUUGUGUUCCUGAUAUAAGAAUAUCUUUACCUGACAGAGCCUUAGGGUGUAUGAACUUGAUGUUAUCAUAGUAUGUUUGUCUUCCAGACUUGCUUCUAAAAAUUAAAAUAUUGUUAGUGGUAGCACUUUACUAUAAUUAUUAUUUUAAGUUGACCUUAAGAGAAUAUGUUAUGAAAUAUGAAUAUUGUGAUGAUAAGGUGUAGAUAUUUCUUGUAUUGAUAUUCUGUUCAGCAGAUAGUUUUUGCAUAUACUAACAAAUAGAAAAAAAUUCAAUUCACAAUGUAAUAACAGUUUAUGUACUUCAUGUAAUUUUUAAUUGUCUUAAACAAUUUUACUUGUAGUAAAAUGCAAGAUCUCUGUAUUUUAGUUAUCUUUUGUAGCCAUAUAACUGACUGAUUAUCAAGUAACUUGUAUUUUUGUAACUCAUGAAGUCCCUUGAAUUGUUUGUCAAGUUAGAUCUCUUUAUAUGACAGUGGUGGUCAAACUGAGCUGGAUCAUUUGUACUCUUAAUAUGUUGUGACUAAAGUCGAUAUUCCUUUGCCAGUAAUAUUAAUAUACUGUUUGUAGUGUUUGUUUUAUCUCCACCGUUAUCUGACCCCUAGCACAUGUUUCAAAAAAUCAUUAAUCUCACUUCAAUUCAUUUGAUAGAAAAAAUUGCUCCUUACCUAGUCAGAAUGUUGUUUCAAGACCUGUCCUAUUUUUUUUUGCAUUUUGGGAUGAGUCUUUCAGGCAGUUAAGACUUACAUGUUCGUCUGUAAGUACAUGACCGGGGGGCUAGCCAAGAUGAUAAUCAUUGAUAUAAAACCCUUAACGGAACGUAAAUUAGGUAUGGAAGUAGUCGUGAUUUUCAUCUUGACUAGGCCCCCAGGUGGAGGAAAUACCCUGUAUCUGCAUUCUAAAACAAACGCUAAUGUGCUAGGGUCCCUUCUGUCACUAUACCACCGAUUUCCUUUUUUAUUCCUAAGGGAUAGUUUGUUUAGUUUUAGUUAUGUAUGCUAGGUUAUAUCUACUCAUUAUGUAUAGAAAGGUGAAAUAAUGUUUAAGUUCUUAAAAAAUAAUGCAAUAAUUAUGUCAGCCUAAUAUGGCAAUGGAAACCGAAGCCAAAUCAAAAUUCUAUAAAAAUAGUCAAUUAAAUAUCCUCAUCAAACCAGUUUGGCUGGCCAAACAUAGAAACAAGCUUUCAGAAAGCUUGCUCAGUCGGUGUUCUGUAAAAGAGAAUGCUAACCUAAUCCCAAUAUCGUACAAAUGGGGAAUGGGGACAGUUACUGUCAAGGUUUUGAUAGAUGGCGCCGGCAUAAAAUUUACUUGUAAGUAUCUAGUUUUGUUCUAUGAGAUUUUGCAUCCCGUUCAUAAAACAAAAAAAAAAUAUACGAAUUGUAGACUUGACAGGUGCUGGCGCCAUCAGUGAAGUCGUCUGCCGGCCAACCCCAUUCGGAUACAUAAUUGGGUUCAAAAGUUUUCUAUGAGAUUUAAGAUGCUACUGGGUAGCGCUAAGUCUACAGAUUAUUUUUUGAUGCGUCAUACACGAAGACGCGUGCCUUGACUUGUAUUGUCAUGUUCAUCUUACUAUGGCUAACUAUGGCUGUUCAUUUUACUAGCGCUCUCUAGCGAAAAAGGAUUGCACUAGAAAUGAGAGUGGCUGGUCGUUGUAUUAUUUUAGGGCUCCUCUACACGAUGGCCCAGCGUAGGCCAGUCCAAGGGACGCAGCUAUGCGGUGAAAUGAGAUAGCAAUAUCACUUGCUCCCUCUAACGUAUAAAUGCGUCCCUAGGACUGGCCUACGCUGGGCCAUCAUGUAGAGGAGCCAUUACAGAUGGCGCCAGCAUAGCUUGCCCUGUCAAUCCCUUGUGUCAAAUUCUUGUUUUUUUUUGUUUGUGCCCUGGAUGCCAGCGCUAUAACCGCGAAAAUCGAAGUUCGUCAAUUGCGGGCAUUUUUCUCUGUCACUCUAAUUACGUCGUACUGAGAGUAAAAGAGAAAGAUCCCCGCAAUUUGCGGAUUUCGAUUUUCGCUGUAGGCCCCCAGUUCUUUAAGCCCGGCAUAAUUAUACAAAAACGAUACACGCCAAGAUCACGAGCGCAACCGUGCCAAUAUACCAUGAUUAGUGUGACGGUUACAUUCACAUUUUUGGCGUCCAGAAGCUAACCUCAAUUUUUUUUUUAGUUUUUGUUUCAGUUUAAAAUGAAUUAUAAGUAUUCAGAACUAUUUUAUUAUUAUUGAUACAGAACUAUUUUAGAAUAAGAUUUGAUAUGGAUAGGAGUAGGUAUAUUCGAUUACCUAUGUGAACUACUUUGGCGUAAUUAAUUAAUCAUAAAAUAAUUACUCGAUUAGUUAUAGAAUUUCAGUAACUGAAAGUGAUUUAAUUGACAUGCAUUGUUAAUGAGUAUUGAGAUUUAGCCUGUAUCUUUUAAGUUGUUAGUUCAUUACUUGAAGUAAUGAGAGAACGGAUUUUUGUUUCAUUAUGCUAAAGUGUAUAAGCUCAAUAAACUUGUUAAAAUAAA